Molecule: messenger RNA, 2263 nt
Organism: Entelurus aequoreus (snake pipefish)
Lineage: Eukaryota; Metazoa; Chordata; Actinopteri; Syngnathiformes; Syngnathidae
Product: potassium voltage-gated channel subfamily A member 2
Exons: 1
Coding region: 202-1683 (493 amino acids)
Biological process (GO): protein homooligomerization; potassium ion transmembrane transport
Cellular component (GO): voltage-gated potassium channel complex; membrane; dendrite
Molecular function (GO): delayed rectifier potassium channel activity; protein binding
Source: RefSeq, a predicted model, not a curated record
GAAGUCAUUGGCAUGCAGGGCAGCAGCGGAGAUGUUCCUGCUUUUAUUUCUCCUGCAGGAAGUGUCGAGUUGCCGCUCUCAAGUUGACCUGACCUACUUCUGUCCUAUGCAGUCCCGCCCUGAGAGGACACCGGACCAUCCUACGCCCCCGCCCUGCAGCACCCGGACUCCCCCGAAAGGUGCAGGCCCCGCCCCCGCAGCAUGACCGUGGCCACGGGCGACCCCUCCGACGAAGCGGCGGCACACCCGCUGGACUACGACCCGGAGACCGACCACGAGUGCUGCGAGAGGGUGGUCAUCAACAUCUCGGGGCUGCGCUUCGAGACCCAGCUGAAGACCCUCUCGCAGUUCCCCGACACCCUGCUGGGGGACCCCAAAAAGAGGAUGCGGUAUUUCGACCCGCUGAGGAACGAAUACUUUUUCGACAGGAACAGACCCAGCUUCGACGCCAUUUUGUAUUACUACCAGUCCGGGGGCCGGCUGAGGCGGCCGGUCAACGUCACGCUGGACAUCUUCUCGGAGGAGAUCCGCUUCUACGAGCUGGGCGACGAGGCCAUCGAGAUGUUUCGGGAAGACGAGGGCUUCAUCAAGGAGGAGGAGCGCCCUCUUCCCGACAACGAGUUCCAGAGACAGGUUUGGCUGCUUUUCGAGUACCCGGAGAGCUCCGGUCCGGCCAGGAUUAUCGCCAUCAUCUCCGUCAUGGUCAUCCUCAUAUCCAUCGUCAGCUUCUGCCUGGAGACCCUCCCCGUCUUCCGCAACGAUGAAGACGGGAUGCACAAGUCUCACGCCGAGAUCUUUUCCCCGGAGACCAACACCACCGUCAUCAGAUACACCUCCACCUACUUCACCGACCCUUUCUUCAUCCUGGAGACGCUCUGCAUCAUCUGGUUCUCCUUUGAGUUCCUGGUGCGCUUCUUCGCCUGCCCCAGCAAAGCAGGCUUCUUUGGAAACCUCAUGAACAUCAUCGACGUGGUGGCCAUCAUCCCGUACUUCAUCACGCUGGGCACGGAGCUGGCCGACAGUCCGGACGACGGCCAAGCGGGUCAGCAGGCCAUGUCUUUGGCCAUCCUCAGGGUCAUCCGCCUGGUGCGGGUGUUCCGCAUUUUCAAACUCUCCCGUCACUCCAAGGGGCUUCAGAUCCUGGGCCAGACCCUCAAAGCUAGCAUGAGAGAGCUGGGCCUGCUCAUCUUCUUCCUCUUCAUCGGCGUCAUCCUCUUCUCCAGCGCCGUGUUCUUCGCCGAGGCCGACGAGCCGCAGUCUCAGUUCGAGAGCAUCCCGGAAGCCUUCUGGUGGGCCGUGGUGUCCAUGACCACGGUGGGCUACGGGGACAUGGUUCCCACCACCAUCGGCGGCAAGAUCGUGGGCUCCUUGUGCGCCAUCGCCGGGGUGCUGACCAUCGCCCUGCCCGUGCCCGUCAUCGUGUCCAACUUCAACUACUUCUACCACCGCGAGACGGAGGGCGAGGAGCAGGCGCAGUACCUCAACGCGCCCAAAGCCGACUCGUCCGAGGAGCUGAAGAAGAGCCGCAGCGGCUCCACCGUCAGCAAGUCGGACUACAUGGAGAUCCAGGAGGCCGUCAAUAACAGCAACGAGGACCUCGGCGAGGAGAACCUGAAGACGGCCAACUGCACGCUGGCCAACACAAACUACGUCAACAUCACCAAGAUGCUGACGGACGUGUAGUCCUGGGCAAGAACCAGGCACAGGAACUCUGAAGGAUCUUUGCAUGGAGUUCAUUUUUUCUAAGAAGAAUAUUCAUGCCAAUAAUAAUACUACUAAUAAUAAUAAUAGCGCACAAGAAAAGAAGAAAGAAGUCCGCACUUUAGUCGCUUCAGCCCUCACUUCCCAGGGUGCACUGCUCUGCACAACAACACACCCUCAGGUGCAAGUCCAUCGGCACCAGGUGGUUCCACACCUUUCUCACCUUUCACUGCUUGGCUCUUAAUGUUCACCACGGAGGACAACUUGAAUGUUUCUUCUCUGGCACUUGGAGCCACAGACUCGUGAUGCAUGUUGGUAGUGCCGCCUACAGGCUCUAUGCGGUACAACAAGCUGGGCACACACAUUCUAGAAAAGAUAGUCUAGUGAAAAUGUUUGGGCCAAAAUCUAUGCAUGUUCAAAAAAAAACAAAAAAAUCACCAGAUCUUUUUUUUUUUAACAUAUUUUUAAUGUAAAAAAUGUACUUGAAAAUGAUGUAUGCAAAUCUAGAAAAGUACUCACAAACUGCAAACCUCCAAGCCAAAUCCUUUAAAACCGUCCUGAA